AUGACGCUCCACCUUCACUCCCUCGCUUCGAAUACGACGGGAAAUGCCUAUUGUGGGGGUUUCCCGCCACCUCAAGGUCGAGGCUCGCUGGAUAAACGAGCACUUCGGCAGCUGUGGAAGAUCCCCACCGCUUGGCGUGUGGUGGAGUAUCUUCGCCAGACUUUUGCAACCUGGACGUUGAAUGGAUGGCUUUUACGUGGAUGGCAACGACAGCACCCCUCUCAUGGCGGCGGCGAUGCACCACCGAAUUUAUCUUCCGCCUCUGAACCCCCAACCACCCUUCGAUCAAGGCAGGAGGGGAUGGAAUCCAACCCUACGGAUCUUGGGUAUGCUCCUUCUAGGGAUUCGAUUUCCGCCACCAAACGAACCCCGACGAAGGUGUUUCAUGAAAGGGAACUCUCCCCACUCAGUGUUGAAAGUCAUCCUUCUCGGGUUGCCGUGGAGGACUUGACGGAAAGCGGGAUUCAUCUGGUGUUUAAGGUUCUUUUCAUAGAGGCGGUCUACGGCCUGACGCAUGCCUUUGGGGAUUUGGUGUGGGUUCAUUCAUCGUUUGAAUUCAGACCACGCCCCAUGGUGCCACCUUCUAAGCUUCCAAUGGAGGCUGGAAACGCGUCUGGGACGACUCCAUGUGGGUUUUUUCCCGCGAAUUGGAAGGAUUCUUCAUCCAAAGAGGUGGAAAGGGAGCGGGUUUUGGAUUCACGGUCCUGGACGUUGGUGAUACCUGACACCGUGCUGCGCGCUUUCCCUCUUCUCACCAACCAUUAUGUGUACGUAGCAAAACCUUUUUUCGUCUACCCGGAUCUGCGCUGCAUCCUAUGCUCCUAUAAUAUCACCUCUGAAGGGCUGGUGGCGGAGCAUUGUGCGGCCUAUGAAUCCGCCGUAGAGGCCACACGCGGUUCGUUUCCAAGCAAACCGAGAGGCAGCUCGAAACCAACAGGUGAGGGUGGUGAAACCGUGGAGGGUUCUUUCCCAGUUGUCAACCCCACUCAGGGAAAGGGGAGGGUCUCUUCGCGUUUAUCCGUCGGUGUGAGUCCGAGCCGAGCAGGGGAAAAGCCCCCUCCUUCCCUAGCUAUUACGCCUUCCAAAGAUCUUUACGAUCCGUUGGCGUACCCUAUCUUUGGUCGCGGUCUCCAAUCCUCGGAAAAGGAUCCGGGCGAUGCGGCGGCUUGGGAUCCACUCGGAGGGGGGUUUCCCCGCGGCCCUGGUGCGGAGUGGGAGAUCCCUCUCGAAGUGCUACGGGCCCUUCGCUCAGCUCAUAUGAAUGGCGCUCAUUCCCCACCCUCAUUUCCACAAAAGGGAAGAGGGCUUCAUGGAGCGCCAAGGCCUUCGUUGGAGGAGGGUGAGGUUAGAUGGAUGUUAUCCUAUCCGUCGAACUCGUCUUUAUCAUCGGGCGGCUUUCAGGCAGAUCUGUGA
Molecule: messenger RNA, 1413 nt
Organism: Phytomonas sp. EM1
Lineage: Eukaryota; Euglenozoa; Kinetoplastea; Trypanosomatida; Trypanosomatidae
Source: the annotation of a GenBank genome assembly